UACCCUCGAAAACAUCGCAACGUUUGAACACGACCUGUUCGUCUCUUGUUUCACCUUCGCCGACUCCGCCCUCCAUCGUCAACGUCGAGUUCUCAGCAAGAUGACCAAAGGAACACCCUCUUUCGGAAAGGCCCACUCCAAGUCGCACACUUUGUGCAGGAGGUGUGGACGAAGGAGCUUCCACAAGCAGAAGCACACCUGUGCUCAGUGUGGAUACCCCGCUGCCUCUGUCCGAAAGUACCAGUGGGGCAUGAAGGCUAUCCGACGAAUGGGUGCCGGCUCCAAGCGUGCUUCUCACUUGAAGUCCGUUCAUCAGCGAUUCAAGAACGGCUUCCGGUAAGUCGUCUUUGAUCACAUGUGUUUGCUCGCCAACCUAAACAAUUUCCACCCCUGUCUAUACUAGUGAGGGAACUGUUGCUACCAAG
This is a messenger RNA of Filobasidium floriforme, 425 nucleotides long. Its product is annotated as ribosomal protein L37e-domain-containing protein. Gene Ontology annotation, biological process: translation. Gene Ontology annotation, cellular component: ribosome; cytosolic large ribosomal subunit. The transcript is spliced from 5 exons. NCBI's taxonomy places the organism in Eukaryota, Fungi, Basidiomycota, Tremellomycetes, Filobasidiales, Filobasidiaceae. Gene Ontology annotation, molecular function: structural constituent of ribosome; RNA binding. The record is from RefSeq and is a predicted model, not a curated record. The coding region runs from base 101 to 340 and encodes 79 amino acids.